CGCACGGGGUCGGCGCAUGCGCCGUGGCGGGAGCACCAUGGCGGCCGAGCGCAAGACCAAGCUGUCCAAGAACCUGCUGCGCAUGAAGUUCAUGCAAAGGGGAUUGGACUCAGAAACCAAGAAACAACUAGAAGAAGAAGAAAAGAAAAUAAUCAGUGAAGAGCACUGGUACCUGGACUUGCCAGAGCUUAAAGAGAAAGAGAGUUUCAUCAUUGAAGAGCAGAGUUUUUCAUUAUGCGAAGAUCUUCUCUAUGGAAGAAUGUCAUUCCGAGGAUUUAACCCUGAAGUUGAGAAAUUAAUGCGUCAGAUGAACUCUAAGAACAAAGAAGAAGAAGUUGAAGAUGAGACGGUGGAACUCGAUGUGUCCGAUGAGGAAAUGGCUAGAAGGUACGAGACCUUGGUGGGAACAAUUGGGAAGAAAUUUGCCAAGAAGAGAGACCGGGCCAAUUAUGAAGAAGACGAAAAUGGAGAUCCAAAACCAAUUAAAACCAAGAAAGUCUUCUUAAAACCUCAAGAUUGAAAUGGGGUGCCUUGCAGUCCAGCUCAGGGAUGCCGUGUGAGAAUUAGCUGCCAUUUUGGAGAACUUUUUCUGAUGGUUUCUCAUUCCGUCAUUAACAUUAUGUUGAUCUGUAAAGAAGCAUGGGAUAUCGGAAACAUGCUGUUUUUGAAACAGAUGUGUGAUGGAUGUCGUACAUCCUUUGUGUAAGAGUUUGCACAGAGAAAGAACUUUCCUGGGUCUUUCCAUGUUCUUAAGCACGUGGUCGCUUCCUAAAGAAUUCCGGCUUCGGAUUUCUUUUUGUUCACACACACUCCUGUCACUGACCUUGGGUUGAGCCAUCAGACCAGUGUUUUAAGUUACCCCUGUCUUUGAUUUUCACCUUAUUGAUUAUGCGAAGUCGGUUGACGUCUGCCUUCUGGAACCAGCCCUGGGAGUUCUGCCGGAGGCUUGGCCGCAGAAAGCUGCCUCAGCACCAUACAGGGUCUGUUUGCUCCCCGCCACCGGGGCUUGGGGGA
Molecule: messenger RNA, 1014 nt
Organism: Sorex fumeus (smoky shrew)
Lineage: Eukaryota; Metazoa; Chordata; Mammalia; Eulipotyphla; Soricidae
Gene: MPHOSPH6
Product: M-phase phosphoprotein 6
Exons: 5
Coding region: 17-520 (167 amino acids)
Biological process (GO): maturation of 5.8S rRNA
Source: RefSeq, a predicted model, not a curated record